Notolabrus celidotus (New Zealand spotty) is the source of this 1926-nucleotide messenger RNA. RefSeq names its product chaperonin containing TCP1, subunit 5 (epsilon) (gene cct5). Lineage: Eukaryota; Metazoa; Chordata; Actinopteri; Labriformes; Labridae. The record is from RefSeq and is a predicted model, not a curated record. Bases 146 to 1771 code for a protein of 541 amino acids. Gene Ontology annotation, molecular function: ATP-dependent protein folding chaperone; ATP hydrolysis activity; ATP binding. Gene Ontology annotation, cellular component: chaperonin-containing T-complex. The transcript has 11 exons. Gene Ontology annotation, biological process: protein folding.
UUCCGCCCUCCCCGCCCGUGGAGCCUUCCAGAAGUCGCCGGCAGACCCGUGCGGCUUGCAGUUAAGCCACACUCCAAACUAUCACCAUAAAAUCUCCUGAUUUCAUCCUUGAAGCACUUUUAAGUGUCUUAACACCUCCAUCAACAUGUCCUCUUUGGGGACACUCGCGUUUGAUGAGUAUGGAAGACCUUUCAUCAUCAUUAAAGACCAGGACAAGAAGACUCGGUUAUCGGGCAUUGACGCAUUGAAGUCUCACAUUAUGGCAGCCAAAGCAGUGGCGUCAACGCUGAAAACAUCUUUGGGACCAAAUGGCCUUGACAAGAUGAUGGUGGACAGGGAUGGAGAGGUGACUGUCACCAACGACGGAGCCACUAUUCUUAGCAUGAUGGAUGUGGAUCACCAGAUUGCCAAGCUGAUGGUGGAGCUCUCCAAGUCGCAGGAUGAUGAGAUUGGUGAUGGAACCACUGGAGUUGUUGUGCUUGCUGGGGCUCUGCUGGAGCAGGCUGAGCAGCUGCUGGACCGCGGGAUCCACCCCAUCAGGAUCUCUGAUGGUUACGACCAGGCCGCACGCAUUGCCAUCGAACAGCUGGACAAAAUUGCAGAAACUCUCCCCUGUGAUCCCGACAACACAGAACCGCUCAUUGAGACCGCCAUGACAACUCUGGGGUCUAAAAUCAUCAACCGGUGCCACAGACAGAUGGCAGAGAUUGCAGUGAAUGCCAUCCUCACUGUGGCAGACAUGGAGAGGAAGGAUGUGGACUUUGAGCUCAUCAAGAUGGAGGGCAAAGUUGGAGGCAAGCUGGAGGACACACAACUCAUCAAGGGAGUGAUCGUUGACAAGGAGUUCAGCCACCCUCAGAUGCCUAAGGUCCUGAAAGAUGUCAAAAUCGCCAUUCUCACCUGCCCAUUUGAGCCCCCAAAGCCCAAGACCAAGCAUAAGCUGGAUGUGACCUCCGUGGAGGAUUACAAAGCCCUUCAGAAGUAUGAAAAGGAGAAGUUUCAGGAGAUGAUACAACAGGUCAAAAGUAAUGGUGCCAAUUUGGCAAUUUGCCAGUGGGGCUUCGAUGAUGAAGCUAACCACCUCCUGCUGCAGAACGAGCUGCCCGCUGUGCGCUGGGUUGGAGGUCCUGAGAUCGAGUUGAUUGCGAUCGCCACAGGAGGGCGCAUUGUUCCCAGGUUCAGUGAGUUGACACCAGAGAAGCUCGGCACAGCUGGUGUGGUGAAGGAGAUCUCCUUUGGUACCACAAAGGAUCACAUGUUGGUCAUCCAGGAGUGCAAGAACACCAGGGCUGUGACCAUUUUCAUCCGGGGAGGAAACAAAAUGAUCAUUGAAGAGGCUAAGCGUGCUCUCCAUGAUGCUCUGUGCGUCAUUCGUAAUCUGGUCAAAGACAACCGUGUGGUGUAUGGAGGAGGAGCUUCAGAGAUUGCAUGUGCUCUGUCCGUCAACCAGGCUGCAGACAAGUGUCCAUCAUUGGAGCAGUAUGCCAUGAGGGCAUUUGCUGAUGCUCUGGAGGUGAUCCCAAUGGCCCUGGCUGAGAACAGUGGAUUGCACCCAAUCCAGACCAUGACUGAGGUCCGAGCCAGACAGGUCAAGGAGAACAACUCCUUCCUGGGCAUCGACUGCCUGCACAACAAUACCAAUGACAUGAAGCAGCAACACGUAGUUGAGACCCUGAUCGGUAAGAAGCAGCAGAUCCUGCUCUCCACUCAAGUAGUCAAGAUGAUCCUUAAGAUCGACGACAUUCGAAGCCCAGGAGAGGUCGAGGACUGAAGACCUCCUGGAACAUGUUCCCGUUUCUGAGCUGAUGGAGAGGUUGUAGGCACUUCCUGGAGCACCAUAUACAACCCGCACUGCAUACUGCUAUUUAUCAUUUGAUACAAAUGUUCAAGCUGUUAACGUGUCAGUCACCAUUAAAAUGUUGGUCC